Nerophis lumbriciformis (worm pipefish) is the source of this 840-nucleotide messenger RNA. The record is from RefSeq and is a predicted model, not a curated record. Lineage: Eukaryota; Metazoa; Chordata; Actinopteri; Syngnathiformes; Syngnathidae.
AUGUUAAAUGUUACUGCGGGGCCGCUCCAUUUUCUCACCUACAGUCAUUCUGAUAAUCUCCUGCAGCCCCUCUGGGACCAUCUGCUUUUGCACUACCGGCCUUACAUCUCAUCUCCUUUAUUCCUGGUUCUGCUUGCCUUUUCCAGCUAUGUCUUCUUCAGUGUGCCUUUUGCAGUCAUGGACCUGCUGGGAGAUAGGGUGCCGUUGUUUUACAAGUACAAGAUCCAGCCGGGAAGAAGACCAACAGUUGGAAUGAUGGUAAGGAGCUUCCGGACCGCUCUUUUUAAUCACAUUUUCUUUGUGCUGCCAAGUGUGGUGGUGAGCAUGUUCAUCUUACCUCUGCCGGUGAUGCCUCAAGAAGCGCCAUCACUUCGUGAGGUCUUCAUUGACGGCCUGGCUCUUCUUCUAGUUUUUGACACCCAGUACUACAUCUGGCAUGUCAUACACCACAAACAUGUGCAGCUGUACCGCUGCAUCCAUGCCAUACACCACGAAUAUGUCGCUCCCUUCUCAUGGUCCACUGAGCAGCUCAGCAUUCCGGAACUGAUGACUGUGGGAUUCUGGAGCAACCAGGAUCCAAUUCUGCUCAAGUGUCACCCGCUGACUACAUGGUGCGUCACCGUGCUUAGUAUUGGGAUGUCUGUGGAGGACCACAUUGGCUAUGACCUCCCGUGGGGCCUCAAUCGCCUGGUGCCUUUCGGCCUUUUGGGAGGAGCGCCUGCUCAUGACAUGCACCAUCAGAAACCAAACAGCAACUACGCUCCCUUUUUUAGUCACUGGGACAGAAUCUUUGGGACAGCUGUACCACUCAAGAGGGAAAAAAACAUUGACAGGCAAUAA